Cyprinodon variegatus (sheepshead minnow) is the source of this 2217-nucleotide messenger RNA. RefSeq names its product dorsal inhibitory axon guidance protein (gene draxina). Gene Ontology annotation, cellular component: extracellular region. The record is from RefSeq and is a predicted model, not a curated record. The transcript has 7 exons. Gene Ontology annotation, biological process: Wnt signaling pathway; axon guidance. NCBI's taxonomy places the organism in Eukaryota, Metazoa, Chordata, Actinopteri, Cyprinodontiformes, Cyprinodontidae. Bases 187 to 1320 code for a protein of 377 amino acids.
GGAGAAAGUCCGGACGCUCCGCACAUCAUCCUAGAGCGCAGACCACCGAGGUUUCACCGCUCCUGCUGCUCCUGCUGCUCCUGCGCUGCGUCUGCGUCCCACCUGAAGCCAUAUGAUCCAGACAUCCGAGACGCAAUCAAAGGAAAACGACAAACCAACUUAAAGUGGUGUCGUGUUGAACAGAAAAUGGCAAUCUACUGGAGUCUGCUGCUGGUGUCUCUGUUUGCCAUCCAGGCUCUGUCACAAGGUACUGAUACUGCUGCUAACCAUGGCAGGAGGAGAAAGGCACAAACCUCAGCAGGAAGCAGUAAUGCUUUACGCUAUCCUGUUCAGGUUUUGCAGAGCCAAAGCUUUAGCAGGGAUCGCAGGGGGCACGGUAGCCUGAGGACCCGUUCUGCUAAAAGUGGAGCUGGACUCCUCUCUCACAGGGCCCUACAUCCUCUGCCCAGGCCCAGUGAUGAGGAGGCAGGCCUGGAGGGUCUGAACCCAGUGAGAGUUGAAAUGGGCCCAAGCAGGGAGAGAGCUCGACUGGGUUUAAAGAGUUCAUCCCAGAAUCAGGAGAACCAGCUUGUAGGAACACGCAAGGGAAGAGGAUAUGGAAAUGGGAACAGACAGCCUUUUGAAAAUAAGAGGCAAGGGAGUCGACGGGAGAAAGUCCGCCUCAAAAAAGGGUUUCCCUCAGGGCCUGACAGUAGCUCCGCAUUCAAGGAUGGAGACCAAUAUGAGGAACCUCCCCCUGCCUCAGCCUCACCAUCAGCCUCCCUCUGGCUUGACGUGACCCCGCCCAGUGAACCCUCCUCCCCCCUUGUCAGCUUGUUUGACUCUGACUCUUUCAUGGUUGCCAAGGUGACGAAUGAGCAUCCCCCAACGCUUCCCCCAGCCUCCACCAAACCCCAGUUUGAUUUUCAGAAGCCUGCACAUGGACAAGGAGAGGUGAUGCCAACGUUAGACAUGGCGCUCUUUGACUGGACAGAUUAUGAAGACAUGAAGCCUGUGAAUGCAUGGCCAACUUCAAGAAAGAAAGACAAGAGGCGGAGCAAAAACCUGAGCAGUGGAAAUUUGACUGGAGACGCCGAUGCAGUUGAGCCAUGUGACCACCAUCUGGACUGUCUGCCAGGUUCUUGCUGUGACCUAAGACUACAUGAGUGCAAACCUCACAAUCGAGGCCUAAACAACAAAUGCUAUGAUGACUGUAUGUGUGAGGAAGGAUUUCGUUGCUAUGCUAAAUUUCAUCGUAAGCGACGUGUGACCAGGAGGAGGGGCCGCUGUGUUGUGCCUGAGUCAGUCAGCAGUGACCAAGGAGGCUUCAUCACCAUAUGACGAUGGAAGAGGGUGAAGAUGGGGGAUGGGCAUGAAGAAUGAAUAUGUGACUACUAUGACAAAUAGAACAGGGCAGUCAUGACACUUCUAAAGAAAUAAGUGCUUAAAGGUGAUCUGUUUCCGAAUUUAGUUUGUUUAAUCGAAUCAGCCUGAAAAUGUUAGCCGAUUGGACACAGACAUCUGGUAAUUUAUGCAAAGGUAGCAGGAAAAAGGAAAAAUCAUUUGUUAAUGUUUCAUAAAGGGAUGAUCUGUGCACCUCGUCCCAGCUGGUCAGCAUCUUUAAGCACUGUUGUACUAAAAAAAGUGAUUAAAUAAUGUGUUACUUUUUACAACACCCUUUACAAAAUGUACCCAGUGCACUGGUUCUUUGAAAAUGAGUUGCAGUUUUUAUGUUGUUUGUUUUAAAAGGUGCACUCCGAUCUGACUUGUUCCCAAGCUAAAUUAGUCAUUGUCAUAUGGUGGGUUUUUUUGCAUUUGGUGUUGUCUUUGUUGUGCAAAAUUCAAGUUUGUUGUUUGAUUUAAAUUCCUUCACAAUCAUUUUUUUUAUUUGAUAGUUUUUAUGUGACUUACCUCUUUGAAUACCUUCAUUUAAUUUCUUAUGAUUUUCACAGAAAUAAUUCAAGUAAAACUGGAAUGUUUUUAAAGCUUAAACUCUUGGCAUCAUGUUGAGCAAAACAUGAAGUUGUUUGAGGUUUACAAAAAUAAGUAAAAAUGAUAUUUCAUUUUAUUUGAUAUAUUAAUAUAAGGCAGAUCUGAAUGGCCAGGAUGACUUUAAAACAAUGACAUAGCUCAAAAGUUCCUAACGGUAGUAUAGAAAUCAAUGAUUCCUAUUUACUUUAUAACCUCAUAUCAUUUGUAUUUAUUGUAUGUUUUGAUAUAUUUGUUUAUAAUUUGUGU